This is a messenger RNA of Engraulis encrasicolus (European anchovy), 2316 nucleotides long. RefSeq names its product pre-mRNA processing factor 38B (gene prpf38b). The coding region runs from base 283 to 1758 and encodes 491 amino acids. Gene Ontology annotation, cellular component: precatalytic spliceosome. The transcript has 6 exons. The record is from RefSeq and is a predicted model, not a curated record. NCBI's taxonomy places the organism in Eukaryota, Metazoa, Chordata, Actinopteri, Clupeiformes, Engraulidae.
UGCGCGCAGCGCGUUUUAGGCCAUCUUGUCCGACCGCCACUUGCGCAUCGAAGGAACAAAUUCAAUCCUCACCACGUUGUAAAACAACCGAUGCUAUCGUUUACAGGGAAGAACACGUCUUUCCUCCCAUUCGUUUACGUAAACGCUACAAUAUGUUUGUUUUAAUGUAAUCAAAUGGCGUCCGAGUCGUAAAUUUUCGAUUGUGUAAGCUUCCAAGCUUGCUAGCUACCCUGCUAAUUUCCCGAAUAUUGCCUUUUGACGGAGAAAGCUAUAGCUACAGCUAUGGCUAACAACGCAAUUGCCGGGAAUCAGCAACAACAACAGGCCGUGAAUAAACCCGCCUCAGGGAAACAUGGGAAUAAUUUACCGCUCUGGGGCAACGAGAAAACGAUGAACUUGAACCCUAUGAUUCUUACGAAUGUACUUUCUUCGCCAUAUUUUAAGGUUCAGUUGUAUGAGCUAAAGACAUACCAUGAGGUUGUGGACGAAAUCUACUUCAAGGUCACACAUGUGGAGCCCUGGGAGAAAGGCAGCAGAAAGACCGCAGGCCAAACUGGCAUGUGCGGCGGGGUCCGUGGCGUUGGCACUGGAGGCAUCGUGUCCACGGCCUUCUGCCUGCUGUACAAGCUGUUCACACUGAAGCUGACCCGCAAGCAGGUGAUGGGCCUGAUAACACACACUGACUCGCCCUACAUCAGGGCUCUUGGCUUCAUGUACAUAAGGUACACACAGCCUCCUAGUGACCUAGUCGACUGGUAUGAUGGUUUUCUGGAUGAUGAGGAGGAGCUGGACGUGAAGGCAGGCGGUGGUUGCGUCAUGUCCAUUGGCGAGAUGCUGCGUUCUUUCCUGACCAAGCUGGAGUGGUUCUCCACACUCUUCCCGCGUAUCCCCGUACCCGUACAGAAAAUGAUCGAUCAGCAGAUGAAGGCAAGGCCUCGAAAAGUUCCGGAGAAGGAGGAGAAGGAAGAGGAACCCGCACCAGAGCCUGCACACCAGGGCGAACGCAGACGGAGCCCACGAAGAACCCCCAGUCCCCGCCGCUCUCCCGACCGCUCUCGCUCCCGCAGCCACCACAGAGAACGUCGUGGUGCCAGCUUUGACCGCGAGCUGGAACGUGAGCGAGACCGCCAACGCAAGGAGCGCGAGGGCAAGGGCGAGGCAAGGGACCGGGGUGAGCGGGACAGAGGUGAGCGGGAUCGCGACCGAGACCGUGACCGGGGGGAAAGGGGAGAAUACGAGCGGAGCGCAGAGAAGCGGAGCAGACGAAGCACCAGCAGGGAGCAUCGCAAGGAGAAGGAGCGAGAGCGGGAACGUGACGGAGAGAAUGAGCGCAGCCGGCGGAAGGAGAGGGACCACCACCACGAGCGCGACAGGGACAGAGACAAGGACAAAGAGAGGGAGAGGGAGCGGUCGAAGGACAAGAGGGCCAAAGGUGGAGACGGGGAGGAGCGUAGGCAUCGAGACGACCGCGAGGACAAACGCCACAGGGAGGAGAAGAAGAGCAAGCGCUCAAGUCGGAGCCGCAGCAAAGAGCGCAGGCACAAGUCCGAGCGCUCCAGCAAGAAGCGGUCGCGUAGCCACAGUCGCGGCCGGCAUGAGCAGCCAGAGGACAGGGAUCGGGAUCGUGGCAGGAAGAAGGAGGGUAGCCAGAGUCGCGAGCGGGACCGAGAGCGUGCUCACAAACGCAGUCGCAGCCCAGAACGCGAGCGCAGCAGACGCAGCCAAAGCCCAGACCAUCGCCAUGACGGCUCUCCUUGAUGACAGAACUCUCCGCUCCAACCACGCCCAUCCUCCACCCUUCCACUCUUCCGACCAGACCACAGCUGAUUACCCUAACCUUGCACCUCCCUCAUCUCGCCACGAUUCAGUUAGCUUUCGUCCCAGACGUCCUCUCAAAAUCCUGUCCCUUUCCCGCCCAACGUCAAUCAUCCUGUCUCGUUCCUGGUGUCCAGAGAUGGUAGUGUAAAGAGAGGGACAAAUGAAGGCUACGUGUUGUAGCAUGGGGCCUUGUUUUCCUGGUUCCCCCAUUGCUCUGCCUCUGUAGAUACAUAUCUGCACCCCCCCUAGUCUCCUCCCCUACACAAGAGCUAUGACUGGCGAAAAUAAACAGCUUCUCAUUUUUUUCUUGUUUAUUUCCCACCCUGUUUUUAAUUGUUAUGACGCUGUUUUGAGUCUUUCAAAAUGCUUUGUACAGAAAGUUCUGAGCAACAGCAAAUUUAUACCAUGCACUGAGCUGUUCUGAUAUUGUGUUGUUUGGUUCAUUGCUCUGUUGCAUUCUUUUUUCUAAUAAAAAAAAUACUUUUGUGAAAGGGGAAA